Molecule: messenger RNA, 1560 nt
Organism: Harmonia axyridis
Lineage: Eukaryota; Metazoa; Arthropoda; Insecta; Coleoptera; Coccinellidae
Product: acidic mammalian chitinase-like
Exons: 7
Coding region: 286-1464 (392 amino acids)
Biological process (GO): carbohydrate metabolic process; chitin catabolic process
Cellular component (GO): extracellular region
Molecular function (GO): chitinase activity; chitin binding
Source: RefSeq, a predicted model, not a curated record
UUAAUUUCUCUCAGUUUUUCGUUGGGAGAGUAAACAUAUUCUGAUAUAUUUUGAAUAGAUAAACAUAUUUUAAUAGGCCAGUUGACAAUCUCUGCUCAGAUGCAGAUUAGAAAUUUCGACAGAGUCUUAUAUUGAUUUUCAGUUGUACCAGUGAUAUAUAUAUUUAUUAAAAAUUGCAUGAAUAAUAACUUCAUAGUGCAAAAAAGUGAAAUCAGGUGAAUUGGAGAUCGACUGAGUUAGACGAGAGAAAUAAAUCUCAAAUCGGUGGCUUCUUUGAUCAAGAAUAUGAUACCAAUAUUCAAUUUUAAGAAUACUUUUUUUUUGGAUUUGGCAUUCAUCCUAAUAUAUUUUAUACUGCCCUCAUCUUCGGUUUUAAACAAAGCCAACUAUCAUGAUUCGAAGAGAGUAGUUUGUUACUACAGCUUCCCAAGUUCCUACUACUCCUUGCAACCAGUAAAUAUCAACACAUCACUAUGCACCCAUAUACUUGUUGGUUUUUUGACCGUGAACGACAGUGUAAUUGUUAUUUCCAAAGAACAAGAGAAAAUAAUGAAAGAAGUUGUUAUUUUGAAGAAAACAAACGCUAAUUUGAAGAUAAUGUUAUCUGUUGGAGGUGGGGGAGGAACCUUCGGAUUUCCAGAAAUGGUCCAGACUUCCGAAAAUAGAGCUAAAUUUAUUCAAUCUAUACAACACAUUGUUGAACAUUUGGAUUUAGACGGUGUUGACUUGGACUGGGAAUUUCCAAAUGAUUUGUUCAACAACGAAAAAGUUAAUUUUAUUCACUUAUUGCAAGAUAUUCGACAGAACAUCAAUAACUCAAUGAAGAAGUACCUGAUUUCCGUAGCAGUGGCAGCUCCAAUUACAAUAGUAGAAGUAUCAUAUAAUAUUCCUGAAAUAAAUAGAUUAGUUGAUUUCGUGAACAUAAUGAGUUACGACUACAAUUUCUACUCCUGGUUGACUCCUUGGACAGGUAUGAAUGCUCCUUUAUAUGCCAGAUCAAAUGAGUUCUUCUAUUUCGCAACUCAAAACAUCAAUUAUACAUCGAACUAUUGGGUGAGAAAAGGACUGAACAAAGAAAAAAUAAACAUUGGGCUACCUGUUUACGCACAUACAUAUAAGUUAAAAUCAGCUGAGAAAACCUAUUUAGGAGCACCAGCCAUUGGUAAUGGAGUUCUAGGUGUGGGUGGAUCAGCGAAAUAUGGAGCAAUAUGUGAAUUCAUGAAGAGUCAAAAUCUCACUCCCGUGUUUGAUAAAGAGACGAAAAGUCCGUAUGUUACUAAUGGAACUGAAUGGGUCUCGUUUGAAAAUGAAGAGAGUAUAAAAUACAAAACUGAGUUCGUGCUAGACAAUGGUUUUGGAGGCGUUAUGGUCUUCUCUCUUAAUUCCGAUGACUUUGAAGGAAAGUGCAAAACUGGUGACAAAUUUCCUAAUACCAAAUUGAUACAUAAAAUUUUUCUUGAAUGAAACUUUGUGUUUCUUAUUGUUUGAAAUCUAUUAUAUUAGAAUACUCGACUCUUCAUAAUUGUGAUCUAACUAUGAAUAAAUAUACAUAUACCUGAA